Sorex araneus (European shrew) is the source of this 4440-nucleotide messenger RNA. It is a transcript of the gene USP12, whose product is annotated as ubiquitin specific peptidase 12. Gene Ontology annotation, cellular component: nucleus; cytosol. Lineage: Eukaryota; Metazoa; Chordata; Mammalia; Eulipotyphla; Soricidae. Gene Ontology annotation, molecular function: cysteine-type deubiquitinase activity; cysteine-type endopeptidase activity. The record is from RefSeq and is a predicted model, not a curated record. The transcript has 9 exons. The coding region runs from base 198 to 1310 and encodes 370 amino acids. Gene Ontology annotation, biological process: protein deubiquitination.
GGGGCUGGGGCUGGGGCCCGGGGCGGGGAGUGCCGGGGCGCCGGCGGCGACGACGGCUGCGGCCGACGAGCGGGCUCGGUGCGUGGGUCGGCGGCGGCUCGGGGUCCGCCCGCCGGUUGCGGUGCGAGCGGGCGGCCCGGUCCCCCUACAUCCCCGCCCGCCGCUGCCGUGAUUGGGUGGAAGAUGGCGCUGGGCGGAUGGAAAUCCUAAUGACAGUCUCCAAGUUCGCCUCCAUCUGUACCAUGGGCGCCAAUGCCUCGGCAUUAGAGAAAGAGAUUGGUCCUGAACAGUUCCCAGUCAAUGAGCAUUAUUUUGGAUUAGUCAAUUUUGGAAAUACCUGCUACUGCAAUUCUGUUCUUCAAGCACUUUAUUUUUGCCGUCCAUUUCGGGAAAAAGUUCUAGCAUACAAGAGUCAGCCUAGGAAGAAGGAGAACCUUCUUACAUGCUUAGCAGAUCUCUUCCAUAGCAUAGCCACUCAGAAGAAAAAGGUUGGAGUAAUACCACCAAAGAAGUUCAUAACAAGAUUACGGAAAGAAAAUGAGCUUUUUGACAACUACAUGCAGCAGGAUGCCCAUGAAUUCUUAAAUUACCUACUAAAUACAAUUGCUGAUAUUCUGCAAGAAGAGAGAAAGCAGGAAAAACAAAAUGGCCGUCUACCUAAUGGUAAUAUCGACGGUGAAAAUAACAACAGCACACCAGACCCAACCUGGGUCCAUGAGAUAUUUCAGGGAACAUUAACUAAUGAAACCAGAUGUCUUACUUGUGAGACUAUAAGCAGCAAAGACGAAGAUUUCUUAGACCUUUCUGUUGACGUGGAACAAAACACAUCUAUUACUCAUUGCUUAAGGGGUUUUAGCAACACAGAAACUCUAUGCAGUGAAUAUAAAUAUUACUGUGAAGAAUGUCGCAGCAAACAGGAAGCACACAAACGGAUGAAAGUUAAAAAACUACCCAUGAUCCUAGCUCUACACCUUAAGAGAUUCAAAUACAUGGAUCAGCUUCAUCGAUACACAAAACUUUCUUACCGGGUAGUUUUUCCUUUAGAACUUCGUCUGUUUAACACUUCAGGUGAUGCAACCAACCCUGACCGAAUGUACGACCUUGUUGCCGUCGUGGUUCACUGUGGAAGUGGUCCAAAUCGAGGCCAUUACAUUGCAAUAGUUAAGAGUCAUGAGUUUUGGUUGUUGUUUGAUGACGACAUUGUAGAGAAAAUAGAUGCACAAGCAAUUGAAGAAUUCUACGGGUUGACAUCAGAUAUCUCAAAGAACUCUGAGUCUGGUUACAUUCUUUUCUAUCAGUCCCGGGACUGAGGGAGAACAGUGAUGAAGAGAUACUUUCUGCCUCGUUUCUUCUCUGGUUAUUUGGGAAAGAUCAAGCACUGAUUUUUUUCUUCUUUCUUUCCUUUCUUUUUUUCUUUUUCUUUUUUUUUUUUAAGAAAAGAGAAAUGCAGGAAGCUCAGGGGGCAGUAGCACACUUUGCACACAAUAAAGCAAAGACUAUGAUUAACAAGCUCUUCCUAUCAUGGCAGUUGAUUUCUUUGCUCAGGUAUCGUGCUGUAUCUGCAGUCCCAUGCAACAAGGAAAUGAGAUCAGAGAUACCAGCUCCUCUAGUUAAACCUUUCAGUAAUUGACAUGCAUUUUCUCUUUACUAGUUGUACCAAUAAUGAUCAGAACUCCUUGGGGUACAGUAGGAAGAAUAGGAAUCUGUGCUAAGUUGUGUCAGUUAUAAGGAGGUACAUUGAACACAUGGCAUAAAUUUGCCUGUGUUGAGUAUGUAUAGCAGAAUUGGGUGGUCUUCGCAAACGUGAACCAAAAAUAAAAUACUUUUGGGCCCAACACUUGGAGUUGCCUUCCUGAUGUUAGAGGAAAAAAAGAACUGACAUACUGGAAUCCAGUGUCAGGAAGACAAAUAUGUUUUGCUUCUCUGAAGAAGCUUAUAAUAAUAUACAGUAUAUGUAUAUGUAGGGAACAAUUGGUCAAACGUGACUUUUUGUUUCCCCAAGGGGAAAGACUGGCUUUGUAAUUACAAUUUUUUCUUAUUUAUUUUACUUAGAACUGAUAGAGUCUAAGUAUUGUAUGAAGUGUCCAUGAUUCUGUCAGUAAAUUUGAGCAUAUUUUUGUUAGUUUUUGUCUGUUUAACUAGUCUUUUGUGUGUUUCUAUUUUUAUGGUGAAUUUUAAACUAUUUUAUAUCAGUAAGAUACCUAAAGAAAAAUUGCAAUGAGAGGAGGUAAAUAUUCUUGUUCAGGAGGAACUGAUAUCUCUGGCUAAAUAUUUGUCCCUUUGUUUAGCUUGUAGCUCAGUUAUUUUAUUCAACUUUAAUUUCAGUAAAAUGAAAAACUGUCAGAAGUUGCCUUUAGUUGAUAAAAUGAUAAAAAAAAAAUUCUGGUUGCAGUGGUAGCAUACUAAUAUUUAGAACUAUUAACUUUAAUGUUUCGAGUUUAGGCCAUGCUUGGGAUAUCCAUGUUAUACCAGUUAUGUUAUUUCCAGUAAUAUGGAAAGAAGAGAUCAUUCAUUGUAACCCCCACAGUCUGAAUGGUUGGCUAAAACCCCUGAAAGAUGAAAUUUUAGGGAUGUAAACCGGGAAGACACAAAGCAAGUCCCCCUUGACCCCACCCCACCAUUCCAACUUGAAUUUUACUGACAGAUUGUUCAGAAAUUAAACUUUGUGUUUGUUAGACUUUGUUUUAUUGGGAGUUUUAAUAAAUGAUGUAUGUAAUGUAAAAUGUAUGUAAACGACACUUUUCUAGGAAUCAGUAAGUUGUCUGACAGUGGCCGAUGUAACUUGCAGAAAACAAUUGAACAUAUAUUAAAAAUAGCAAUCAGUUCAUGAAUGCUCUCUAUCAAAUCUUUUUAGACAGUACUCUUUUUUUUAAUUGCUGUAAUUUUAUAAACUUAUUUUUACUAAUUCUGUUGACUAUGAGAAACAACAGAAAAGAAUGUUUUUGUCUGCUGCUAUUACUAAUGUUUAUUAUCUGUAUCUUUUAGCUCAGGAAAUGACUUCACCUAUUCAUUCCUUGAACAGAUCUUUAACAGGGUCACUCAACUAAUUGGACUGCUUAAACAGAUGUGCUGGGAGGAAAUGAUUAUGUAUUUUUGACAAAUUGCUUUCUAAGAUAUAGUUUCUAAAGCCUUACCCUGCCUGGAAUUUUGUGUAAAUUACUGGCCUUCCCAACAUUGCACAGAGAAUCACAACAGAGAAUGUGAGAAGGUCAUAGCAGUGGGUAUCUUUUCAUUUUGAGGGCUUAUACCAAAUUGUCUAGAAUUUAAAGCUUGCAGUUCAUGUAGCUUUCAGUAUAGAGAAGAGUAAAUUGAAGCUGGAUCAAUUUUCACAUGUGUGAGGCCACAACAUAUAUAAGAAAGAUAGAUGAAGUCAUUUGCAUUAAGGUACAGUGUUGGAAAUACUAUGUUGUAUCUGUUUUUACAUUUCACAUUUAAGAAAAUAGAGUAAACACCAAGGUGACAUUUUGUGUGAAAGCAAGUUCUUGAGCAUUUUAACUUAUCAGUGUUUUUACUGAGCUCCACAGCAGUCACACACUGCUCACCUCACACCCUGUUCAGUAGGUGUGAUUUGUGGGGGUGGGGGGCACACACUGUGGGAUGUUUCUCCUCCACUAAACUUUCUGCUCUCAGUGCAGCUGCAGCUAAGUCAAGUGUCAGAAGCUUGGAAAUCAGAAAUUCAGUAUACUUUAGAGGCACUCGGGGUCAUGGUUGCAGGGAAAGUGCAGAGGGAGUCGCCAAGAGAAGUGACCCCAUGUCAGGCAGAGUGUGAGAGUGUGUGUGUUGGUGACUGUUGGGGACAGGAGGGACGGGCCUCAGUGGCACAUGCCAACCGAUUGCUCUCUGUGUACAUGUGUGUGGGGGCAGCUGUCACAUAUUUUGUAUAUUGGAAUAAAAGGUUCUAUAAAUUGUCGUGAUUAAAAGUGAAUAUGCUAAAUUAAGUCUCAUUUCAAAGUCAUAGGGCUUCUGUCUUGGAAAUUUUACCAGUAGCUCACUCAAGACAAGAGCCAUGGGAAUUGGAGAAAGGGGACAAAAGGAGUGUAAUAAAAUACAGGUCUUGUUGCCACUUAACCAUCGGUGUAGGGUUUUUCAUUCCUGGAUAGCAGUGGAAAGACCCCUUGUUUUAACAUACUACUCUUGAUACUUUCUUUAAAGAUACUUUUCAUUAAAGAUUCUCAUGAGAUAUUCUCGUGAGGUAGCUGGGAACUGGGAAGCUAAGGCGCUCAGGUCCUGGUUCUUCAUUGAAUUUAACUGUGUGACCUUGGGCAAGUCACUUAACCUCUCUGUGCUUCAGCCUCCCUAUCUUGUAAAAUGGGAGUAAUACCUACCUCACAGGGUUGUUGUGGGGCUUAAUUAGAUAUAAUGACUGUAAAGCAUCUAAGGUUCUUGAAGAAAGCACUAUAUAAAUACAAAAUAAUAUCUAUUAAAGUUGGUUUAUUUGUG